Messenger RNA from Lindgomyces ingoldianus, 522 nucleotides. RefSeq lists its product as uncharacterized. The record is from RefSeq and is a predicted model, not a curated record. NCBI's taxonomy places the organism in Eukaryota, Fungi, Ascomycota, Dothideomycetes, Pleosporales, Lindgomycetaceae. The coding region runs from base 1 to 522 and encodes 173 amino acids. The transcript has 5 exons.
AUGUUUGGGUCCAGAACUGACAAUGGCCGUGGCGCCGAUCAUGGCCUCUUCAGAAUGAAACUCUUUGGUACGCCCUUCCCAGCGUCAAGAAACCUGAGCCCUCCUUUCAUGACUGGAGAAGAGCGCCUGCAGUUUUUCAAUCACGACAUGAAACUAAGAAAAGGCUUUGUUUUCGCGUGUCUGAGACGCGCCGGCUCUGAAGUGUAUAACAAAUACUCUCAAAUAUUUGCAGGCCAACAACUCACGAAUGCACCUUUUUAUUUGAGGGCGGCGCCUGAUCUGGUUCUCCCGAGCCCCCGUGCUCAUUUUAUGUUAGGUCUUCCAAGGGUUGUGGAAAUCAUAUUGAAGAUUAGGGAAAUCAGCGCAAAUAGAGAGCUGGGCUGCAAUAUACAGAGUUUAUGGUUCAACAUGGUAGCAAAGUGUGGUAGAAGGGUUAGCCACAGCUUCAACGUCACUUCAACUGGUGGGUAUCGGCUUAAAACUGUAUCUAGGAAGAUUCAAUCCGUUAAGGAAGAUACCUGA